UUACUUGUUGAAAAGUAGUGAGGAGUAUCAUUUCCAUCCAUCUAACUAGACGAUUGUUUUCACCACCGUUGCAAUUGUGUACUGUAAGACAAUGUGUCAAUCACCAUCGUUGAUACAAGCGCCUGAUACAAUGUUUUAGUUCAACCUAUGUGGCGUGUAGACGUCAAUAUUUGUAUAAUUUUGAUGAUACAUUGAAUCAACGCGCGUGACACCGACGACUGUCUAUCUUCGAACCCCCCAAAAUUAUCAGGAACCAUUAUUAGGCUACUAAUACUAUGAUAUUCAUAUUUGUAUGGAGAUGACAACCUCACAAUUGCAUGCGCAGGUCGUUUUCUCCGAGGGAAACUAUUCAAAUAGUUAUUUCCAUGUGUUUACCGGCGCUUCUGUUGGUGGUUUUUCAUUAGAUUAUUUGUUUGGCAUGCUGGUCCCUGUUUUCAACUCUUGUUUUGAGAGUACGAUAUAGCCUACCAAUGUCAAUGAAAAUAAACAAUGUUAGUCUUGAGAUUAGGACAGAUUUCACCCUUCUUGGUCUCAGAAUCCAUGUAAGAUGUUGUCCCUCAUAAAAUGUCAGUUUAAACUAGGUACAACAUGCUUUUGCAUUGACUGUACUUUCUGUUUCUCUGGAUAAGCUCUCACAUUGACAUCUUAGAUUCAGAUACAGAACCAGUACAGCCAGUGGAGAAUAGCGAUGUCGGUCAUACCACUAGCAUUGUCAAUGCCUGGGGCCAAAAUAAGAGACCAUAUCUUUUUUUUUUUAUGGAAAGGUGCACUGCUUGGUUUCUGUAAUCAGAGCACACUAAAACACGUUUCGUUAAACGUUUCUGUUCCAUGAGUGCUGUUGUGUCUGUCAUAGUCACCGGCUUAGGGGAGGAUGUUUUUCAGUGUCACUGACUACGUUGGCUAUCUGCAAGCAACAUUCCUCCAAUUCCAAUGGGAGACUACUCCAGAGCAGGGCCCUUCCACAGCACCGGCUUUGCAGGCCCCCUUCACACUAUUAACAUGGAUGGCAGGGACGAUUUCAUUGAGGACAGCGAAUGCCACAGCAACAAUUCCCAACAGGACAGCAUUUCAGGGCUGUGUUUGCCUCCAUAGAAGACAGUGAUAGCGACCUGGACAACCACGACUCAUCCUCCAACACCUCAGCUGACGACCACAUGACCUCCACCAAGAGAACACACCACAGGGGAGUUAAAGAAGAGAGUGAGGAGGGGGCCGACCUGAUGAGCAGCUGUGUGUGUCCUCUGUGCACCCUGGAGUUCAGCAGCCCCGAGCAGCUCAUCACACACGUCUACCAGCACACAUCGUUGAUGGGCAGCAGUAAGAACUACGUGUGCCCAGUCUGUGGGCGCACGCUCAGCUCGCCAGGCUCCCUGGGGCGCCACCUUCUCAUCCACUCUGAGGACCGCCUCUCCAACUGUGCUGUGUGUGGGACACGCUUCACCAACACCAACAACUUCAACAGGGAGAAGCUCAGAGAGGUCCUGAACACAGGCAGCAGUAUGGAAUGCAGCAGCGGAGAUGAGAACUGUUCCAUGUCCCGGUCUCUCUCCAGCAGCCCCAUGGGCAACCCCGGUCAUGGCCUGGGACACGGCCACGGGCCCAGCCACAACCAAGGAAACAACCCUGGCCGUGGCACAGGCCACAUCCCGGGACACAGCCACGGCCCGGGAUACAACCCCGGCCACAACCAAGGACAUGGACAUGGCCCAGGACACAACCAUGGCCAAGGUCUCGGACACCUCCCAGGCCACCCACUCCCUUCACUGCACCACAGCCUCCUCUCUUCACCCCCCUCUUUCCCUGACGCCCUCAGCCCCUCACCCGGCCUACCCAUGCUGCCAGACAUCCUGAGCCCCAUGCCUGUGCACCCGGCCGGAGUGCUGCUGGUGUGCAACAGCUGUGUGGCUUACCAGCAGCUGGUGGACGCCCAGUCUCCCAUGAGGAAGUGGGCCAUGCGCAGAAAGAACGAGCCGGUGGAGGCACGCAUGCACCGUCUAGAGCGCGAGCGCUCCGCCAAGAAGACCAAGCGGGAGCACGAGUCACCCGAGGAGCGGGAACUGCGGAGGCUGCGGGACCGCGAAGCCAAGCGGAUGCAGAGGCUGCAGGAGACAGAGGAGCAACGGACACGGAGGCUUCUGCGUGACAGGGAGGCCAUGCGGAUGAAGAGGGCCAACGAGACGCCAGAUAAGAGGCAGGCCAGGCUGAUCCGGGAGAGAGAGGCCAAGAGACUGAAACGGCGGCUAGAGAAGAUUGACCCCUCCCUGAGAGGUCAGAUAGAGCAUGACCCAGCUGCUAUGGCUGCCCUGACGGCAGACAUGAGCCUGUUCCAGUUCCCCUGCCCCAUGCCUGUCCCCUCUCUGGACAACAGCCUCUUCAUGAAGCUGCCCUAGCAGGACCAGGUCACUGGGGGCAGCACACUGGGCCACUAACAGUUAUAAUGGCCUCUCCACUACGCCUGUGGGUUGCCAUGGCCACAGAUGGAACCAUUCCAUGCUGGUUGAAAUUCCAGCAGCUUCUGUGUCCAACGACUUGAUACCCGAACUCCUGUGUCAGCAAAUAACAUUAAUUUAUUACAGACUAGCAGGAAAUAAGAGCAGGUUCAAGAAUGUUUCACUUAAUGGUAGGUAUUGAUAAAGCAUGUUGUAAAGAGAUUUUAUCUGUUCUGUUUUGGGGGCAAGCAGACUUUGACAUACCAGCCCAUUGUGACAGGAGGAGUUACACCCUUCCAUCUUUUGUACAUGGACCUUCAGGGGUGGGAAUGAGUCACGUAGCCCAUAGCUCUCUCCCUCGCCUCUUGUCCCUUCUGCUAGCAAAGUCACUGGAGUUUACUGGUAGCUACACCUCUCUCACGCUGCCAACGUGGGUCUCUGCUCUGGCUAGCUCAUAUCUACCCAAUCAACUACCUCAGUAAGGGGCUGAGGCCGAGCCCUCUGUGGCCUACGUUCUGACUCCAAGCUUCUUUACACGUUACACUACAGAAGAGAAUGCAGGUUUUUUCCUUAGUUUGAGGGUGUGUUUAUCUUUAGGACGUAUUCACAGCUCACCAGGAGAAUAUUCAACAGGACAGAACAUUCAGUAAGACAUAGUCAGAAAUGUACUGUAUAAAACGGGAACGAUAGAAAACGGGCCUGUUCUAUACAUCACAUUUCUAUCCGCUAUGCUCUAAAUAUGCUGUACUAUUUAAUGAUCCCUGUUUUGAGCAACAUUAUCCUCCAUUCCAGCAUAUUCUCUUCAACUCAAAAUAUACUGCCACUACUGUAGGUCUCUUUGCCUUUUAUUAGUCACAUUGACCUUCCUUACUCUGUUUUUCCCUCGUACCUUCAACACUUAACCUUUGCCAAGUAGUUGGUAAUAAUUUCCUUUUUACAUUA
Molecule: messenger RNA, 3371 nt
Organism: Oncorhynchus mykiss (rainbow trout)
Lineage: Eukaryota; Metazoa; Chordata; Actinopteri; Salmoniformes; Salmonidae
Product: zinc finger protein 821
Biological process (GO): regulation of transcription by RNA polymerase II
Cellular component (GO): nucleus
Molecular function (GO): RNA polymerase II cis-regulatory region sequence-specific DNA binding; DNA-binding transcription activator activity, RNA polymerase II-specific
Source: RefSeq, a predicted model, not a curated record